CUCUGUUAUAGAGUAAACGCUCCCAGCUCCACAGAAAUGAAAUAUACAUAUAACAGAAAGAAUUUGCGCACCACUAUGAAUGUCUGCAUUGAUAGAGCGGUUUCUUAUUCAGUGUUACACGGCUGGAGAUUUGUAGAGAAAGCCAUUAAUGGCAAACCUUAACAGAUCACAUUUCAGCAGCUUCUACCUCCCAGUCAUUAAACCCUGAAGAAUGCAGUGAUUUGUAUGCAUGCGAGCAUACACUGACAGUGAGCAGUCACAGUGAGUAAGCUCAUUUGAAAAUCCUAUCUCAGCAUGAGUUAACAUUUUGGCUUAAUUUAAUAACAGUGCAAUUAAAAAUAAUGAUUUAACCUUUUUAAAACUACAGUUUGCUGCUAUAAUGGUUUUAUUUUGAAUUUCAGACACUACAAAGUCUGGAGCUGAUUAUACCCAUUGUUAAUGCUUUACAAUACAUAGAUAAUACAUUGCAAAAUCAAUAGAAUCUCAAUAAACUCUUUAAAAAAACUGCAAUAGAAAAAAAGAAUAGACCAAACACAUGUCUGUUGGCACGGUGCUGUAAGAAGUUGCGCGGAGAUGUCUGUUGGCACAGUGCUGUAAGAAGGUGUGUGGGGAUGUCUGUUGGCACGGUGCUGUAAGGAGGUUCAUGGGGAUGUCUGUUGGCACAGUGCUAUAAGAAGGUGUGUGGGGAUGUCUGUUGGCACAGUGCUGUAAGAAGUUGCGCGGAGAUGUCUGUUGGCACAGUGCUGUAAGAAGGUGUGUGGGGAUGUCUGUUGGCACGGUGCUGUAAGGAGGUUCAUGGGGAUGCCUGUUGGCACAAUGCUGUAAGGAGGUGCGUGGGGAUGUCUGUUGGCACAGUGCUAUAAGAAGGUGUGUGGGGAUGUCUGUUGGCACAGUGCUGUAAGGAGGUGCGUGGGGAUGUCUGUUGGCACAGUGCUAUAAGAAGGUGUGUGGGGAUGUCUGUUGGCACGGUGCUGUAAGGAGGUUCAUGGGGAUGUCUGUUGGCACGGUGCUGUAAGGAGGUUCAUGGGGAUGUCUGUUGGCAUAGUGCUGUAAGGAGGUGCAAGGAGAUGUCUGUUGGCACAGUGCUGUAAGGAGGUGCAAGGGGAUGUCUGUUGGCACAGUGCUGUAAGAAGGUGUGUGGGGAUGUCUGUUGGCACGGUGCUGUAAGGAGGUUCAUGGGGAUGCCUGUUGGCACAAUGCUGUAAGGAGGUGCGUAGGGAUGUCUGUUGGCACAGUGCUAUAAGAAGGUGUGUGGGAUGUCUGUUGGCACAGUGCUGUAAGGAGGUUCAUGGGAUGUCUGUUGGCACAGUGCUGUAAGACUGUGGAGAUGUCUGUUAGCACAGUGCUUUGUAAGAAGGUGUGUGGGGAUGUCUGUUGGCACGGUGCUGUAAGGAGGUUCAUGGGGAUGCCUGUUGGCACAAUGCUGUAAGGAGGUGCGUGGGGAUGUCUGUUGGCACAGUGCUAUAAGAAGGUGUGUGGGGAUGUCUGUUGGCACAGUGCUGUAAGGAGGUUCAUGGGGAUGUCUGUUGGCACAGUGCUGUAAGGAGGUGCGUGGGGAUGUCUGUUGGCACAGUGCUAUAAGAAGGUGUGUGGGGAUGUCUGUUGGCACGGUGCUGUAAGGAGGUUCAUGGGGAUGUCUGUUGGCACAGUGCUGUAAGGAGGUGCAAGGAGAUGUCUGUUGGCACAAUGCUGUAAGAAGGUGUGUGGGGAUGUCUGUUGGCAGAGUGCUGUAAGGAGGUUCAUGGGGAUGUCUGUUGGCACAAUGCUGUAAGGAGGUGCGUGGGGAUGUCUGUUGGCACAGUGCUAUAAGAAGGUGUGUGGGGAUGUCUGUUGGCACAGUGCUGUAAGGAGGUUCAUGGGGAUGUCUGCUGGCACAAUGCUGUAAGAAGGUGUGUGGAUAUGUCUGUUGGCACAGUGCUGUAAGGAGGUUCAUGGGGAUGUCUGUUGGCAUAGUGCUGUAAGGAGGUGAGUGGGGAUGUCUGUUGGCACAGUGCUGUAAGGAGGUGAGUGGGGAUGCCUGUUGGCACAGUGCUGUAAGAUCGAGUCAGCAGACAGGAAUUGUGCAGGACCGUUGCUAUCUAACUAACACUAUGUGGGUUUGUCCUUGGCUGGUGACACACAACCUCAAUGUUCUGUAAGGAGGUGAGUGGGGAUGCCUGUUGGCACAGUGCUGUAAGGAGGUGAGUGGGGAUGUCUGUUGGCACGGUGCUGUAAGGAGGUGAGUGGGGAUGUCUGUUGGCACAGUGCUGUAAGGAGGUGAGUGGGGAUGCCUGUUGGCACAGUGCUGUAAGAUCGAGUCAGCAGACAGGAAUUGAUGGGGAUGUCUGCUGGCACAAUGCUGUAAGAAGGUGUGUGGAUAUGUCUGUUGGCACAGUGCUGUAAGGAGGUGAGUGGGGAUGUCUGUUGGCACAGUGCUGUAAGGAGGUGCGUGGGGAUGUCUGUUGGCACAGUGCUGUAAGGAGGUGCGUGGGGAUGUCUGUUGGCACAGUGCUGUAAGGAGGUUCAUGGAGAUGUCUGUUGGCACGGUGCUGUAAGGAGGUUCAUGGGGAUGUCUGUUGGCAUAGUGCUGUAAGGAGGUGAGUGGGGAUGCCUGUUGGCACAGUGCAGUAAGGACACCUGUUGGCACAGUGCAGUAAGGAUGCCUGUUGGCACAGUGCUGUAAGGAGUGGGGAUGUCUGUUGGCACGGUGCUGUAAGGAGGUGCGUGGGGAUGUCUGUUGGCACGGUGCUGUAAGGAGGUGCGUGGGGAUGCCUGUUGGCACAGUGCUGUAAGGAGUGUGUCUGUUGGCACGGUGCUGUAAGGAGGUGCGUGGGGAUGUCUGUUGGCACGGUGCUGUAAGGAGGUGCGUGGGGAUGUCUGUUGGCACAGUGCUGUAAGGAGGUGAGUGGGGAUGUCUGUUGGCACAGUGCUGUAAGGAGGUGAGUGGGGGUGUGUGUUGGCACAGUGCUGUAAGGAGGUGAGUGGGGAUGUCUGUUGGCACAGUGCUGUAAGGAGGUGAGUGGGGAUGUCUGUUGGCACAGUGCUGUAAGGAGGUGCGUGGGGAUGUCUGUUGGCACAGUGCUGUAAGGAGGUGAGUGGGGAUGUCUGUUGGCACAGUGCUGUAAGGAGGUGAGUGGGGAUGUCUGUUGGCACAGUGCUGUAAGGAGGUGAGUGGGGUUGUCUGUUGGCACAGUGCUGUAAGGAGGUGAGUGGGGAUGUCUGUUGGUACGGUGCUGUAAGGAGGUGAGUGGGGAUGUCUGUUGGCACAGUGCUGUAAGGAGGUGAGUGGGGAUGCCUGUUGGCACGGUGCUGUAAGGAGGUGAGUGGGGUUGCCUGUUGGCACAGUGCUGUAAGGAGGUGAGUGGGGAUGUCUGUUGGUACGGUGCUGUAAGGAGGUGAGUGGGGAUGUCUGUUGGCACAGUGCUGUAAGGAGGUGAGUGGGGAUGCCUGUUGGCACAGUGCUGUAAGGAGGUGAGUGGGGAUGUCUGUUGGCACAGUGCUGUAAGGAGGUGAGUGGGGAUGUCUGUUGGCACAGUGCUGUACCCCCUGCUGCCUCCCCUGCUGCCUCCCCUGCGGUCCCUGCCCCUGGGGGCCGCUGCAGCACUGGCAGGCAUUCCCGCCUGCCUGCCAGGCUGCCCCUGGAUCCUACUCCUCGGGCCCGGUUGAGGAGCAGGAGUCCGGGCCCGAGGCACCGCCGGGGCCACGUGUCUGGGGCUGCAGACACACUACCUACCCUUAGUGGCCGUGAUUUGCGGCCUUCUGCGGCUGCGCGCAUGGCACAGCCUUCUCCCACGAGGCCUGCCACUGCCGCGCGGCCUAUGUUUGUAUCUCCAUCCGCCGCGGCCGCCAGUGCUGGAUUGUGGGCCGUGGGCGGCAGGUCCCACGCGGCUGGCGGGGAGGUGAGUAGGCCCUCGCGGGCCGCACGGGGUACUUUAGUAUCGCCGUGGGGGUCUGGGGGGGUCCCCUUGCCUGUCGGGAGCCUCCUCUGCCGGUGAGGAAGGCUCCCAGGGCCCUGUCUCCCCUUCCCUCUAUCUUUUCCCCUAUUAGUAUGUUUCCUUUUCUUCUUUUCUCUUCCAGGGGGCCCAGCUUACCCUUGCCUGGGCCCCCUGGUCCCCCCUCCUCUUGCUCGGUUUUCUCUUCCCCCCCUCCCCAUCUCUGGUGGGCCUGAUCCCCCCUCUUUCCCCCCCUCCUGCUCUAAUUCUCCCCCUCUCCCCCCUCUUUCCCUCCCUAUCUGCAUCGUCCCUGGGAUGAGCUGGGUUGGUGGAGGUACGUUUUGCACUUUCGUCAACGGUUGGCGGUGCGACCCUUCUUGGCCUGGGACCGGAUGGGCUUUGGCCUCUGGUUUUACUUGGGGCUCACCUGGCGCCUCAGAAUGGUGUGUUUUUCGUUCUCUCUACAAUCUGUCCGUAUGGGGGACGUGGGUGCUCUCGGUGCAGGGCCCUCAGUCCAUGUGAGAGCUCCAUCGGGCGGUGUGGGUCCAGUUUACCAAGAACGCUUGAUAACCUUACUUCCCGAUCGUUUAGGGUGCCCCUGAAGUCCGCUCUGCGGGUCCCCCCUUUGGGAUAUGGUGCCCAUGGAGGAGCGGGGUCGGUAUCGCCAGAUUCCUUAUCUACUCAGUUGUCAUUUCCUUCCAGGGGCUAGGUUUGGGAUGGUGGCUCAGCGCAGCAGUCUGCGUGGGUGGGGCUGCGGGGCCUUGCUGACAAAGGCGGCUGUGGAAUCGGUUUUCUGGCUGCUGCCGGUACGCCCGUCGGGUUUAUUGUUUCCAGGCUGUGUUUCCGACGGUCAGGAUUGGGUGGCUAUGUGCCUCCACAUGAGUUGCUCCCGAUGUCGCUUAUGUGUGGCCGUCGGUGCCGCAUGUCCGCACUCUGCUGCUGCAGUGUUUUUCCUGGGGUAGUGUUUUGAGUUUUGGAGUUCCGUGGAUAGUGGGAUCGAUUCCUGCAAAGGAACGUCGUUGCCCCUGACUGCGGUUUGGAACAUCAGGCAGGGGGCGUCGGUGGUUUUGAGGGGCGUUGUGGGUUUCGGCUGCACUACCUUUGGACUCUGCUUGUUGGGGUUGCCCUUGGGACUGUAUGAGGUUCCGUCUGGGCCUCCCUUAACGGUGGCUUGUGCAAUCUGGCCCCCUAAGUCUUUUCCGCUGACUUCCAACUGUUUGCUGCUGCAGCAGGUUUGGGGGGUUUCGGGCCAUUUUGGGCUCUCAAUGGUGUGCUGACUCUUGCCCAUUACACUGGCAAGCAUCGGGGCUCUGGCGGACUCUGGUGUUCUUGGAGCUUCCCCUUUCUGGUGGCAUGGUAGGCAUGGGGUGCCCAGCUCACAAACAGGUGGGUGGGCUUUCCUUUGGGACCAUCGUGAGGCGGUGCUGGCUGUCUUAUCAUGUGACAGUACCCUCUACCCCGGUGUUACUCUGGUUGCAGCGCCUGGCUCGGCCCUGUUUGAGUCUGGGGGCGGCUGGUCAGGGUUUUUUUGUCCGGGUAUUCCCGAUGUGGUGGCCGAUGCUCUGUCUUGUUCAAUAUAGGGCGUACUUCGGGCAGAGGUGUCGCGGGGUCGAUUUUAGGGCAGUGGAGGUGGUCGCUUGGUCCAACGGUCUGAUGAAGCUGGUCCGUGGGUCAACCUAUGAGGCGGCGUGGGGCCUGCUCCAGUAAGGUGGGAGUGAUCAGGACGGAUGGGAACGUUUCCUUGGGGGUUCCGGGAGUGGACUGCUCAUCUACAUGUUUGGUUCCGUCUGUUAAGGGCGUUGGGGGUGAUUUCUGCGAUUAGCAGGGCUCGGCUUCCUGUUCAUGUUACGGUCGUCAGCAAGUGGUGGGGUGUUUUGGUGGAGUUGAGUAAGCGUUAAUUUAUGAAUCUCUAAUUAAAGGCAAAGUGUAACAUAUAACUAUGCAUUCUAGAGAUAUAUUUCAAUGGAUACAAAUCUCUGAAUCUCUAAUUAAAGGUAAAGUGUAACAUAUAACUAUACAUUCUAGAGAUAUAUUUCAAUGGAGACAAAUCUCUGAAUCUCUAAUUAAAGGCAAAGUGUAACAUAUAACAAUGCAUUCUAGAGAUAUAUUUCAAUGGAGACAAAUCUCUGAAUCUCUAAUUAAAGGUACAGUGUAACAUAUAACGAUGGUAAUUCUGGUCUCUGUUAUUUAAACUUGCUGGUCUGGUAACGUACGUGUUUACUGAGUCCCCUAUGCAUUGUAAUUGAUGUGCUCUCACAGUGACUCAGCAGGACUCACAAUGUAUAUAAACCACUCGUAACAAGGAUUCCACAACCGGCUCCUGUGUCAAACACUCAGCUCCUCGACUGAAUCUAUCCAGACAUCUACUAAACAAGUAAGAUGGCGGUACCCCCUGUGUCAGGCUGCGGGGGGGAUUGCUUUUUAUAUUGCUGUCUAAUCUAUUUUCCAAUUCCCGCAGGUUUUGUCUGGGGUAAUGACAGAUUUUUGUACUUAGUUUACAGUAUAAUACAGCGUACAAUAAGGUUCCAUUCAAUGCUAUCAGUUUAGAUAAGUGGCAGUCGGUCAGACAAUAAAAUGCGGUGGGUAAACUGGAAAAUUAAUAACCGCGAGCAGCGAAGUUUGACUUCAGCUCUAACAAACCUACUAAUAACGUUCUGCACGCUGAUAUAAGGGUUUAAUCAGAAUCUCAGAUAUUGUUAUUUCAUACAUUUAUGUUACUGAUUUAUUUUGUAGAUAUUCACAUUUUUAUUUAUUUAUUUUUUGCAGUAGUGACUCUGUAACUUCACUGAUCUAUUUAUUCUAUUAUGUAUUUUGUGACAUACAUUUGUUUAUUUUUACAAUUUAAAGUAACAUUCUAAGGACCAUAACUACUACAGCUCACUUUAGUGGUUAUGGUGACUGGAGUGCCCUAGUGCCCGCAAUGUAAGUAAUGAAACUGUUUGGUAUAAUGAUCUGGGGUAACUUCGGGUCUGUCGGGUGCCACUCACUGCCUCUCCUCUUCUGUUAGGAGCUGCCAUUCAGGGCCGCCAUCAGGGGGUGACAAUAACAGUUGUCACGGGGCCCGGCAGCCCUGGGGGGCCCGGCCGCCCGGGCCCAACGUGUAGCGGCGGAACUGCUGCCGGUGAAUUUGCACCAGGGCCCACACGCUGAUGGGGCCUAUCGGGUGGCUCACGCACUUAGGGCCACCCGAUGGGCCCUAUAUCUUUAGGGGCCCGAUCAGCGCUGUGGCCGUGGUAUAGCGCGACCGGGCCCCUUUAAAAAAAAUCCAGCCGCAGCAAGUGCUGCUGGGAGGAUGUAGCCACUUCCUCCCAGCUCACUCCGCGCAGGACUCCCAUCAGCCCCAGCCACCCUCCUGCAAAGAAAAGGUAAGAAACAGGAGGGUGGCUGGAAAAUGAGCUAUGUGUGUGUGUCUGUAUGAAUGUAUGUUAUUAUGUAUGUAUGUAUGAAUGUAUGUCUGUAUGUAUGCAUGUAUGCCAGUAUCAAUGUAUGUCUUUAUGUCAUUAUGUAUGUCUGUAUACAUGUAUAUCUGUCAGUAUGUAUGUAUAUAUGUCUGUAUAUGUGUGUAUGUCUCAGUAUGUGUGUGUCAGUAUGUAUGCCUAUAUGCAUGUAUGUCUGUUUCAGUAUGUGUGUCUGUUAGUAUGUAUCUGUGUGUGUGUAUCUGUGUCCUUUUGCAUCUAUGUGUGUGUCUGUAUUCCUGUGGGUGGGAUUGCAGGCGGGGCCCAGACCCUGAGCUGAGUUAGGGGCCCCAAAAUUUCUGGUGGCGACCCUGCUUCCAUUGGCUCUCCUAAGCUAAGCUCUGAGCCAGCUUAUUUGCUGAGAACAUCGACUGAUCACGCUCAGCCAAUGAGCUAAGCUUAGUGCACUGGCCAGCUUAGUGUGAAAGUAUUCUCAGUACUUUUUGUCCUACUUACUGUACACAUCGCGGUCAGACAGGAGUAGACUGUUAGUACCACACUGGCGGCUGAUGAUCUGCUAUAAGAAUUCAUUCAUUGGUCAAACAUGAUUUAUCUGAUGGGAGGCUACACAGAGUUAAACCAGCUAAAAUUGGUCUAGUAACAUCACGGCUCCCAAACAUUUCUCUGAUCUAUGAAGAGUUAAUACAUGCUUUCUGUAUAACGUGGAACCAAAUGAAUAACUGUAAAUAUUCCACAAAACCAAACUAAGGCAACGAACCCGCGAAUCCUGUGUCAUGGAGACUAAAUUCUCUCCUUCACUAAAUUCUCGAUUAUUAUUUUAAGUCUCACUGUAAUUUAAGUGAUAGAAGUCACUAAAACAACUACAGCUUAUUGAAUUUGUUCUGGUGAGUAGAAUCAUUCCCUUCAGGCUUUUUGCUGUAAACGCUGUCUUUUCAGAGAAAAUGCAGUGUUUACAUUACAGCCUAGUGAUAACUUCACUGGCCACUCCUCAGAUGGCUGUUAGAGAUCCUUCCUGGGUCAUGGCUGCCUAAAAUGCAUCCAAACAUUCAGUAUCUCCUCCCUCUGCAUGCAGACACUGAACUUUCCUCAUAGAGAUUCAUUGAUUCAGUUAAACUCUGAGGAGAUGCUGAUUGGCCAGGGCUGUGUUUGAUUCAUGCUGGCUCUGCUCCUGAUCUGCCUCCUUGUCAGUCUCAGCCAAUCCUAUGGGGAAGCAUUGUGAUUGGAUCAGGCCACCACUUCUGAUUAUGUCAGCAGGCAGCUUGUUUUUCUGAGUCUAACAGCAUGCAGAUCUACAGCUUCAGGCUUGAAUACAGUAAGAUUUUGCUAUAUUUAUGGAGGCAUGAGGGGCCUAGGGGUGCUAGAUGGUGGUGUUAACACUAUAGGGUCAGGAAUACAUGUUUGUGUUCCUGACCCUAUAGUGAUCCUUUAAAGCUAUUGUUAUUGUUAUUAUUAUUAUUAUUAUUAUUAUUUGUAAAGCACCAACAAAUUUGUUGUACAAGUUAAUCACUGCUUCGUGGUAAGAGCAUUCAGAAGUGACUGUUGAUUUAAUUUGAGCAGCAGACAGUGCGCACAGAGCAGGUAGAAGCUGCUGUUUACUAACAUAAUACCAGGUUUAUGAGAUGUCACAGAUUAUCAGAUAGAAACCAGUGAAGGACUUUCAUCUAACAGGACUCUGUUACUGUAUCAAUGGGAUAUCACUAGUCAAGUAUUAACUCUCUAUAACGCCUAUAAAAAUGUAUAUCAAACCGCAUUCUUGAUUUGUUUAAGUUUAGGUUACCGUCUCUCUCUGGAUCACAGUAAUUUUUAGUUAUUCUGCUCACCUUAAUGGUAGAUAUAAUAAAAAAUCAUAUUAAACAAUUCAUUUUGUUCCUCUCUGUAAUCUUUUUUGUUUAUUCCAGUGCAGACUGUGUCUGCGGCUGCCAGCCCCUCCCCAGUUCCACCUCCUUGGCUGAGAUCCGCAAAUCCAGUGCUUUCCCAUAGGGAGCAUUAUGAGGCUCAUGAACAUGCGCAACAAAAUGCUGUGCUACGCCAAUCAGCAUCUCCUCAUAGAGAUACAUUGAAUCAAUUCAUCUCUAUGAGGAAAGUUCAGUGUCUCCAUGCAAAGGGUGGAGACAGUGAAUGCCACUGGAGGUGUCCCUAGGCUGUAAUGUUUACAUUAAAAUGUCUGCAGGGAGAGGCUAUAGAACAACUACAUUAAGCUGUAUACCGUACAUUAAGCCGUAUACCGUACACUAAGCUGUAUACCGUACAUUAAGCUGUAUACCGUACACUAAGCUGUAUACCGUACAUUAAGCUGUAUACCGUACACUAAGCUGUAUACUAUACAUUAAGCUGUAUACCGUACAUUAAGCUGUAUACCGUACACUAAGCUGUAUACCGUACAUUAAGCUGUAUACCGUACACUAAGCUGUAUACCGUACAUUAAGCUGUAUACCGUACACUAAGCUGUAUACCGUACAUUAAGCCGUAUACCGUACACUAAGCCGUAUACCGUACAUUAAGCCGUAUACCGUACAUUAAGCUGUAUACCGUACAUUAAGCCGUAUACCGUACACUAAGCCGUAUACCGUACAUUAAGCUGUAUAGCCUAUACCCGUUAAGCUGUAUACCGUACACACUAAGCCGUUAAGCACGUAAGCUGUAUGUAUACCGUUAUACCGUAUACCGCUGUAUACCUGUACAUUAAGCUUAAGCUGUAUACCGUACACUAAGCUGUAUACCGUACAUUAAGCUGUAUACUGUACACUAAGCUGUAUACUAUACAUUAAGCUGUAUACCGUACACUAAGCUGUAUACGUUACAUUAAGCUGUAUACGUUACAUUAAGCUGUAUACCGUACAUUAAGCCGUAUACCGUACACUAAGCUGUAUACCGUACAUUAAGCUGUAUACCGUACACUAAGCUGUAUACUAUACAUUAAGCUGUAUACCGUACACUAAGCUGUAUACGUUACAUUAAGCUGUAUACCGUACACUAAGCUGUAUACCGUACAUUAAGCUGUAUACCGUACACUAAGCUGUAUACCGUACAUUAAGCUGUAUACUGUACACUAAGCUGUAUACUAUACAUUAAGCUGUAUACCGUACACUAAGCUGUAUACGUUACAUUAAGCUGUAUACCGUACACUAAGCUGUAUACCGUACAUUAAGCUGUAUACCGUACAUUAAGCUGUAUACGUUACAUUAAGCUGUAUACCGUACAUUAAGCUGUAUACCGUACAUUAAGCUGUAUAGUGUACAUUACGCUGUAGUUUUUCUGGUGACUAUCGUGUCCCUUUAAUUAUCUAUGUAAAGAGCUUGCAAUGCGUUGCCUGUAAAUCCAUUUCACUUUAUUUUGCUAUUUUCUUGUGCGAUGCAUUAUAUUGUUGUUAAUAUUUUGAUUAUUAUGUGUAAAACACUACACUGUGAGUUGGUAAUCUCUGUCUGCAGUAACCGUGCUCGUCUGUUAACGAAUAUUGUGCUUUCUUUCCUCAGUGCCAGGAUACGUACUGACCUACUUCCCAGUCAGAGGUAAGUGAUUCUUAAAAGACUAUAAAACAAUAUUUACUUUAUUAACUAUCUACUCACACAUCAGUUUGUAAUCACAACAUCGAUACUAAUUGCUGAUUUGAUAAUGUGGAUAAGCUUUCAAAUGAGUGACUAUUUCUGGACGCACUUUUAAAAUGAUUAAAAUGUUUAAAGAUGAUUUAAUUAUAUAUUUUUUAUGUAUAAUAUAUUUUUUGAUAUUUUAAUAUUUUGAAAGAAAAAUAAUUAGAGAAUGAAUUAGUACUAGCUGUUACUUGUUAGAGCCGUUAAUGUCUCUAUAUUUCUCUCCAAUAGGACGUGCUGAGAGUACGCGCCUGCUGCUGGCAGAUCAGGGAGCGUCAUUGACAGAUGUCGAAGUGCCGCUUGCUGAUUGGUUCUCAGGAAAGACUGAUCUUAAAAAGAAUGCUGUGAGAAUAAUUUAUUGAUACUUACUAUUCUGCAAACUGCUAACUGCCAGUUAUGUCCCUCUGAUUAUCCGUUAUAAAGAAACUUUCUCUCUUCAUAUCUAUGUUAUAGAUGAAUUCCAAACUCACUCUUUAAUCUCGCUGCCUCUCCGCUUCCAGACCCGUUUAUUUCCCCUCCGUAUAGUAGCAGUCUUUACGCAGGUUUAUAUUUUUAUUUGGAUGUCUCCCAGGUCUUCGGUCAGCUGCCUAAGUUCCAGGAUGGAGAGUUUGUUUUGUAUCAGAGUAACGCCAUUCUGAGAUACCUGGGACACAAACAUGGUGAGACUGUGACUAUGGACCACUUUUUGUCUUGCACACCUUGUAUGUGGAGGGACGGACGGACGGAUGGAUGGACAGACAGUUUGUGUGUAUGCUUCUAAGAAACUGAGUUAUAGUUUUGUCCAUAACAAGUAAAAUUGUACAUAAAAAAGAUAAAUGUGUUUCAAAUUAGCCGUCACCCCCUAAUGCAGUGUGUUAUCACCAAUUUUAGCAAAAGUUCCCCAUGUUUUUGCUUUGUUUUGGCUUCCAAACAAAAACUAAUGUAACACGUGUAUACCUGAGGUUGGCAGGGAAUGGGCUAAUAUCUUACCAGUGUGAAAUGAGGCAUUUGUAACUUUCAAAAUGUUGCCCCAAUUCAGUAAUUUUAUGGAUAUUUUAGUCUUUGGUCAAAAAGCUCAGGUUUCUUACAGUGACACACUGAUUGUCCUGUGAUUAUGGGAAGGCCGUUGUUGGUUUGUUUGUCAGUUUGUUGGUUUUAUAUCUGCACCCUUUUUAUGAAAGUUCCAGAAGGUUCCCUGUCGUUCUGUCCUGUCUCUCUCACACUAACUGGAAUGUAUGUUAAUUGUCAUUCAGGACUUGCUGGCAGCAAUGAUAAGGAUACUGCUCGGAUUGACAUGGUGAAUGAUGGAGUGGAAGAUUUGAGACAGAAAUUCAGCAAGCUGGUAUUCUUUGAAUUUGUAAGUGAAGUAAUAUUAACAGUUUUAUAUUAUUCUCCUCAUGUAUGACACGAGUUCUGUAUCCAGAUGUUUUCCAGGAAUUGAGUGCGGAAGGGCAGUCAACGUGCAAGUGUGGGAAAUGGAGAAAGUCAUAAAUACCAUGGGUGCCAGGAGAAUAUCUCUUUCUAGAACGUUCAGACUGUGUGUUCCACUUCUCCCUGAAAUUAGCAUCUUUCUACUGUAUGGAGUUAAUCUGUACAUUACUCCCAUACAUUAUGGAAAAUAACGGCAUGUAUAAUGUCACCGUGUAUAAAGCCAAUUAUAAAGCAUGACGUAUCGUGUACAGAAAACAUGAUAUAUAGAAAUAAACGUUAUAUGAUAGUGAACCAUGUGUUGUGGAUAUAUAAAGCCAAGUCAGGGUUCUGGUUAUAUUAAUCGGUUACACCAAGAACCAUGAACCCUUCACCACCAGGUGUUACUCCACCUCCAGCACCGCCAUUUGCCACAAGAGUUAUGGGCACGCUAAUGUCAAUUCUGUGCCCAACAUUCAUUCAUUGACUGAGUGUGCUCUAAGUAUCUGCAUGUGGUCCAGCCUCCAUCAGACACUGGCAGCCAGCGGGACCAGCUAUGAGGACAAACCCAUUAGAAGGGGCACAGUGCCAGAGCACUCCGAACACCAGAACCACUACAGUGGGCUGAAAAUAAACCAAAACAAAACUGAAAAGCCACUGGUUUAUAAAUGUCUAAUAGACUUGGGCAUGGAGGGGAAAUGUGGCUCAGCCGAACCAUUUUAUCCAAAAUCAAAUUUUGUUUUCUGAAAACCUGAGUUUUAACUAAAUACUGUUUCAGCUCAGCAGAAUUUUAGAAACAAGAUUCUGAUUCUGAAACCGAAUGAGAAGAACAAAAAAGGGCACGAAAUGUGCUCUAAAAUAUAUACAUAUAAUAAUAUACACUGAUAGGAGCAUUUCCCACCAUUCGGUUCUCAGAUCAAGUGAGAACAAGUAAUAAAUAAAGUUAAAAAGAGGAGGCGCAGCAAUAAAACUCUGUAUGCAUGUAUUUAUAUAUUUCUUCAAUUCUUAAUCUGUAAAUAGAGAUUAUAUUACUGCUCCAACUAUUUUGCCUCUAUUCCUCACUUCUCGCUUGAUGGAAUAAAAUCAACAUUUAGUGACGGCCCUUUAGCCAUCAGUCAUUUCCAUUUGCCACGGGCAGAAUUCAGAAUUGCCCAACCUGGGAAUGGGUGCCACCUAAAAAUCAGGACCAUUCAUGCAGAGUGGAUUGUAAAACAUCUGUCCACCUGAUCUGCCCACUGACAGAAUGAUCGUAUACAGAUCUGGAUUAUCCAGUAAUUGGCCUUCGACAGUCUCAUAGGGCCAGUAUCAUUGGGUCCAUGUCGACACCUGGAGCUCCAGCUUUGUCAAUGCAGACAGACGGCCACUAGGGGUAUGUUAACCGUACAGUGUAAAUAUUGACAUAUUUACAAAACUGAUGAUUUCCUGCUUUAGAUUAUAAGGUUAAAACCACAGGACCACUGAGAGGACGUGGUCUGGGUUCCAUUAGUGGUCCUUUAAUAAAGAGAUAAUGAUUAUUUCUCAUUGCUAAACGUAAUUAGACUGAUACUAUUUCCAUGUAAGAUUUAUUUCAGCCUGGUCCUAUCUUUAAAGAUCUUUAUUUUGCUUUUAUUUUUUGUGGGAGCACGUCAGUCAGUUCCACCAGUAUUUCUCUCUCUCUUUGGCAAUUUUAUCUUUGACAUAUUACGAUGCUAAUUGUUUUAUCGGAUGAUUUAAAACAUUUUAUUUUUAUUUUUUCCAGGAAACAGGAAAAGAGAAUUAUAUCAAGAAUUUGCCCAACCAACUGGCUCCUUUUGAGAAAAUUCUCUCUCAAAAUAGCAAUGGAACCAAAUUUGUGGUAGGCGAUAAGGUAAACAGAACCGGUUUUUAUCUACUGCUUUCACCAUUUUUCCAACAUCUGUAAGUCAGCACAGAACGCUGAUUAAUUUGAUAUUAAAGCUAUUUUUUCUUUGUCCCACAGAUCUCAUAUGCUGAUUACAAUCUCCUGGACAUCUUACAUUGCCACCUCGACCUCUCCCCAACGUGUUUGACCGCAUUCCCCCUGCUUGCUGCCUACACGGAACGCCUUGCAGCCCGUCCCCAACUCAGCGCGUACCUGAAAUCCGAGAAACGAAACAAACGCCCAAUCACUCCCAAACAUAAACAAUAAACGAAAUACCUGUCUAUAAACCUCUGUAGCAACAACCUCCUUUUACCAUAAACACCAGGAAAUGGCUCAUUAUUUUGUCAACUGAAUAAACUUUUUUGUUUUUUUAAAUAUGUCUCAUUGGUUUAACUUGUGUGACUAUUUAUAUGUAUUUAUUAUUCCUAGAGGUGUCUGUUUAUAAAAUGUUGUUCUAAGUUAAUGUAGGACUAUCACUUGCAGGAAUUUUGCAUUCUUUGCUGAGAGCGCAUGGUGGUCCCUGAAGUAGGAAAGGGUUUGGAGAUAUCUACCUACAGCUUUAAUCUAGAGCAUUGUGUUCCUUGCUUCUGGCAUGAUAUGCACAUAGUCGCUUUUUUCAGCAUAUCCAGUUUAUCCUUAAUACCCAUUCCCAAUAAAACACAGACUACCAUUAUUACCUUGGAAAAAUUAGCUUUAUUAACACAUCGAAUAACAUGAGGUCAUUGCCAACACCUAACACACACAUUACUAAAUUAUUUAAAAACACACAAAACCAGGUGUGUAAGUGGCUAACCCCUAAAACACCAAGUGCAAUAGUGCAGCGCAAUGUAAUGGAUAAAGUAUAGUAUAAACCAGUGGUAGUCAACCUUUUUCCACCUACCGCCCACUAAUGCAUCUUUCUUGAUGGAAGAAUUUCCUUACCGUCCACUAGUUUUCGCGCAUGUGCAGAAUAUUUUUUAGAAAGGAGGGCGUUUUAAAAAAAAAAUAAAUGUACGUACAUUUUUCUUUUUAUUU
Messenger RNA from Pelobates cultripes (western spadefoot toad), 15193 nucleotides. The record is from the annotation of a GenBank genome assembly. NCBI's taxonomy places the organism in Eukaryota, Metazoa, Chordata, Amphibia, Anura, Pelobatidae.